AUGCAGAAUGGGCCUUCGCCUUGUUCUGGCUCUGUGAUCCCUCACGGUGGUCUGCGGAGGAACAGCGACAACCUCUCUCCAUGCGAGAAAGGACCCAGCGAGUUCACUGUCAUUCGAGCAGCAACAGCCUACAUGGCCAUGUACGAUACGCCAAUGUGGGUUCGCCGCGGCGAUGGAGGAUGGCACUUGCUCCACCUGUUCCACGGUGUUGGGAUUGGAGUGGAAGAGGCGCUUGAGACAGACAGACUGUCAGCACUGGCGAACCCGGGGCAACACUCUGCACCGGACUGUCGGAGACCAGGGGCCGCUCCGGAUCAACAACGUCGAGCUGCUGCUGCUGAGCCGCAUCGAGCAUCCUGUACCCUGCAGGGGUGGCGACUGGCAGGCGAAACGGAUGACGACGCACGCGCCUCUGCACCGCGCGAGUCUGAGACGCAGCCCCCCGUGUCUCGCGUUUAA
Molecule: messenger RNA, 459 nt
Organism: Purpureocillium lilacinum
Lineage: Eukaryota; Fungi; Ascomycota; Sordariomycetes; Hypocreales; Ophiocordycipitaceae
Source: RefSeq, a predicted model, not a curated record